Molecule: messenger RNA, 1959 nt
Organism: Melopsittacus undulatus (budgerigar)
Lineage: Eukaryota; Metazoa; Chordata; Aves; Psittaciformes; Psittaculidae
Product: class I histocompatibility antigen, F10 alpha chain-like
Exons: 7
Coding region: 579-1949 (456 amino acids)
Biological process (GO): immune response
Cellular component (GO): external side of plasma membrane
Source: RefSeq, a predicted model, not a curated record
UCCCUAUAUCCCCAUGACCCUCAUGUCCCAUAUCCCUAUCUCCCCAUGUCUUAUGUCCCUAUAUCCCCAUGACCCUCAUGUUCCAUAUCCCUAUCUCCCCAUGUCUUAUGUCCCUAUAUCCCCAUGACCCUCAUGUUCCAUAUCCCUAUCUCCCCAUGUCCUAAGUCCCUAUAUCCCCAUGACCCUCAUGUUCCAUAUCCCUAUCUCCCCAUGUCUUAUGUCCCUAUAUCCCCAUGACCCUCAUGUCCCAUAUCCCUAUCUCCCCAUGUCUUAUGUCCCUAUAUCCCCAUGACCCUCAUGUCCCAUAUCCUUAUCUCCCCAUGUCCCUAUAUCCCCAUGUCCCCACGAUGCCUUUUCCUUACCAGGGAUCUUAUCACACCCAGAAUUGGGGUUUCCCAGGAAAGUUCGUUUCCGUUUCGCAACCUCGACAAGUGGGAUCUGCCAGCAACCGGUGACGUCACGAGCAGUCCUGGUUUCUCAUUGGUGGGUGGCUCGGGGCAGAGCCAAUAGCGGAGCAGGAGGGUGCUGCUGGUGCCCAAGCUCUGGGCUCUGGGCUCAGUGCUCAGCGGAGGAGCGCGAUGGGGCCAGGCUCUGCCGUGGGGCUCCUGCUGCUCUGCGGCCUCGGAGGGGGGGCGAGAGUGCUCCAUUCCAUGCGGUACUUGUCUAUUGCUGUGUCAGACCCCAGCCCAGGGGUUCCCCGGUUCCAGGCAAUGGGAUAUGUGGAUAGGAACCUCUUCGUGCACUGCAGCAGCGAGAGCAAGCGAUGUCAGCCCCGGACACAGUGGAUUGAGGACAAUGUGGGUCAGGAAUACUGGGAUAGAGUGAAUUUGAUUGCACAGACAAUCCAGCAGUUGUCCUACGAUGGCCUCAACACUCUGCGGGAUCUCUACAACCAGAGCGGGGGGGAUCACACACUACAGUGCAUGUCUGGCUGUGACCUCCUGGACGAUGGGAGCACCAAGGGGUACACUAAGGUCGCCUAUGAUGGGAAGGACUUCAUUGCCUUCGACAAGGACACCAUGACCUUCAUCCCAGCGGUUCCAGAGGCAGAGAUCGCCAAGAGGAAGUGGGAACAGGAUGGGAGGGGAGAUGAGGACUGGAACAACUACCUGGAGAACAGCUGUGUGGAGUGGCUGAAGAAAUACUUGAGCUAUGGGCGGCUGGAGCUGGAGAGGAGAGUGUCCCCCACGGUGCGAGUGUCAGGGAAGGAGCAGGAGGACGGGAUCCUGACCUUGACCUGCCGCGCUCACGGCUUCUACCCGCGGCCCAUCGUGCUCAGCUGGCUCAAGGACGGCGAGGUGCGGGACCAGGACACCCAAUGGGGCGGCCUCGCCCCCAACAGCGACGGCACCUACUACACGUGGGCCUCCAUCGAGGCCCACCCCGGCGACAAGGACAGGUUCCGGUGCCGGGUGGAACACGCCAGCCUCCUCCAACCCGGCCUCUAUGCUCUGGAGCCGCACUCUGACCUGCUCAGCAUCCUGCUGCCGGUGGCUGCCGUGGUGCUCGUGGCCAUCACCAUCAUCGGGGUGCUCCUCUGGAAGCUCAGAGCGGGGCUGCUGAUGGCUCUGCCUCUCUGCAGGGAAGAACAGGGAUGGCAACAGCGCGACCCCAGGCAUGGCCAUGGGCUCUGCCAGCUCAGCACCAGGUACGAGCUGGCACCAGGGGGUACGGAUGGGGUGGCCCCAGCUCCUGCAUGGAGCCUCCAUGGGAUGCAGGGGGAUACCGAGCCCCCCCCCAGAGCUCUGUGGGCACAGGGAGGUAGCCCUGGGUGUCUCUUCCUCUCCUCCCUGCAGAGCUUCCUACUUAACUCCUGCAUGGGCUGGAUGAGCUGCAACCGGAGGCUUCUUCUUGCUGCUGCCCCUCUUCUUUGUGCUGCUGCUUCACCGAGUGCUGCUGGGAAUGAGCAGGGAUUGAACCUGGAGCUUCUCCUGCCCCAUAAAUGCUGAUCCCUCUGGC